CCAGAGAUGAUUCCGUUGGCAGGUUGGGACUCUGGCAGGUUCAUUCGGCACUUUGGUGACCCACUAGUAGCUCCCUUUGGUGCUGGGCAGUCCCCUAAUGUCUCCAGUGGCUGUGUGCUUGAUAUUCCUUGGGAGAUCAUUUUUUGGUGCUGGGCAGUAGCAGGUCUGUUCCUAUUGGGCAGUAGCCGCAACUGA
Molecule: messenger RNA, 195 nt
Organism: Ilex paraguariensis (yerba mate)
Lineage: Eukaryota; Viridiplantae; Streptophyta; Magnoliopsida; Aquifoliales; Aquifoliaceae
Source: the annotation of a GenBank genome assembly